Molecule: messenger RNA, 1548 nt
Organism: Agrilus planipennis (emerald ash borer)
Lineage: Eukaryota; Metazoa; Arthropoda; Insecta; Coleoptera; Buprestidae
Product: EF-hand calcium-binding domain-containing protein 1
Exons: 4
Coding region: 710-1522 (270 amino acids)
Molecular function (GO): calcium ion binding
Source: RefSeq, a predicted model, not a curated record
AUGGGCUAGAAUAAUUUUUGUUGCUCGCUAUAAAAAUUGUUACUCCGAACUCUUUGUAAAAAAUUAUUAUUGAUAAAAGGAUAUUGUUGCUCUAACUUACUUUUUCACCUGAUCCCCCAGCGAUCAUGAUGUUAAAGGUCAAACCAUGUUUCAAGUACGUCUCACAAAUCAUAUACGUAGUAUCACGGAGCAGAUAUUUAUCAUUGUUGCUUAUGUACCUAUAAUAACGUUUACUUUUAUUAGAUAAUUACAAAAAAAGCUUUUGUUUCGUCAAAUAAAUUGCCAGUUAAUUUAUCUUUAAGAAAUUAGUUUUAAUACCAAAUUAAAAUUGAAAGUAAAAUUUAUUACGUACAGUUUGUUCAAUAAAUCCAGGUUACAGCUACUAUCCUUACGUAGAAAAGUAAUGUAUUAAAAUGUUAAAUCAAUGGUUGUUCCUUAGAUACGUUUAGGGGUUCGUAAGGUGUUUCGUGUGCAGGACCUUAAGUAAAAGGUACUUUCUCGUAUUAUGUGUUAUAUGAGUUAAAAAUCGAAAACAAGGGUUGUGUGUAACACGAAACCCUGCUUUUGUCUUUACAUUUAUAUAUUUUCUUAUGUAUUUGAAGCAAUUCGAUUCGGGGAAAACGCUUUCAUUCGUAUUGUAUUAGCCCACAAUGCACCUUUAUAUUAUUUACUAACACGACAUUACAUAUUUUAUAGAAUUCUUUUACAGAUGUCAACUUCAGUAAACAAAUCCCCAGGACUACACCACCGGAAAGGUGCGUGUUUGUUAAAGUCAGUUUCAGUUUUUCUCAAUAUCGCCAGAAACGCAAAGGCUAGAAGUGUGACUAGUACAACACGAGUGGCUCCCAAGAAACAGAAAAUGACUUCUAAGGAGUAUAAAUGUCCUUCUAAAGUACUAGAUAUUGUUAAAAGAAGCUCAGCUUUCUCGCGAUCAGAGACUGAGACACUUUAUAAAAUUUAUAAACAGCUAAUUUCGGUAAAUAGACCGGCUCAGAUAGUAGACAGAUCUCUCGGGAGUACUGCCAGUAUUAAUAAACUGUCGAUAAAUGAGGGAAUCGACAGAACUUUAUUUCGGGAACUUCUGCAUAACACCUUCGACUUAAUUACCGAAGAUACUUUAAUGGAUAGAAUAUUUUGUGUUUGGGAUAAAAUGAAUGUUGGAUUACUGACGUUCGAUGCGUUUUUUAAUGGUUUGGUUUUGUUUCUGAAAGGAAAUGAAAAUGAAAAAAUUGAAUUCUGUUUUGCUGUAUAUGACUUAAACUCUGAUGGUUAUAUUGUUAAAGACGAAAUGUUUCAACUCCUAAAGAAUUGUCUAAUAAAACAUCCGCAGGAUGAAGAUCCUGACGAAGGGGUUAAGGAUUUAGUAGAGCUUAUAAUGAAAAAAUUAGACAAAGAUAAAGACGGUAAGGUUUCAUUAGAUGAUUUUAAAGGUUCUGUGGUGGAAGAUAAUCUUCUUUUGCAAGCCUUUGGAAAGUGUCUACCCGAUGAACGAGUUUGUGAUACUUUUUUAUUAACUAUAUAAGUUUACGAACAUUGCUUUAUAUUAAU